This is a messenger RNA of Coniosporium apollinis CBS 100218, 2871 nucleotides long. RefSeq lists its product as uncharacterized. The record is from RefSeq and is a predicted model, not a curated record. NCBI's taxonomy places the organism in Eukaryota, Fungi, Ascomycota, Dothideomycetes. The coding region runs from base 1 to 2871 and encodes 956 amino acids. The transcript has 3 exons.
AUGACCGAGCAAGUUUUCUACGCAGAUGACAUUUGCGCCCUCGCAGAUCACCCUUCCAGCAUCGGCACCGUAGACCGCACGCCCAGCGACGUAGAAACCCACGAGCCCGAUCCCCAGCAGGACUACGACAACGCCAUCGAACGCCACAGCGACGUCUCCCCCAUACUAUUCGCGUCGUUCCUGAGGUCGGGCAUACCGCCCGCAGGUACGGUGCUUGUGUCAUGGCAGACAGCGUUCAAGACGGAGCUCAUACCGGAGAGCAAGCUGGUGCUGCUUGAUCGGUCGCUGCUGGUGGGGGAUGUCGUUAAGCGGGAUAUUCGGAGUGCGAUGAGCGGGACGGUGAUAAAUGUGGAGAAGAGGUGUAAGCUCGCACAGCCGACCUCUCUCGUAUCCUUGGCAGAGUCCGCUCCCCUCUUGGAAGACGUCCCCUCAUCAGAGCUCAAGUCCACAUACGAGUACAACGAAGGAGCUUUAAUACUAUACGAUGGUUGGGUUGGGCGUAUCGACGAGACAUUCGACGAAGUCGCCGUCCUGCUUAGCGAUGGCAGCCUGGUCAUCAUCGAAGAUUCUGAAGAGCUUACUGCGAACGAUCCGCUCGUGGACCGGUUGAAUGUAGGCGACGUUGUGACAACGAAGAAGGGAGUCCUACGGCGAGGAAGAUGGAAAUUCGGGGCCUACCAACCGAACGUCGCACCGGUCGGUAUGGUGGUGCACGUCAGGACCACGAGCCUCUCGGUGCAUUGGCUACGCCGCGGCAUCUUCCCACAGGUGGAGCAGAGUAUGCCGGGCGCAUAUCCAGAUUUCGAUGAACCUCCCGAUACACUGGAUGUGGAUGUGCUAGAAAGUGAUAGACUUCACGUAUACGAUUUGGACAAAAGGCCAGCACAGGAAGCGGCCUCGAAUCUUUCGCAUCGACCAGGAUCACCUCAGACACGUACCAUAAGCUCUGCUCUGGUGGAUGUCGGCCACCGUGUCAGAUUCAAUGACCUAUCAGGCGCAUGUGUCAAGUACAACAUCACCCGCAUACCCCGAACACGGACUCGCGGUUACGACACCAAUGUUUUCAUAGUCGCGGAGACUAAAUCGGAGAUCACCGUAUUGUGGCAAGACCAAACGAUCACAAAAGGCCUUUCUACCUCAUUUGUACCGGACUCGAACGUCACAGACGAGGAUGAGGUGUGGCCAGGGGAGAUCGUAUGCAGCAAGGAACGAAAGGCCAGAAACCUGGGCGAGAGCGAUGUCUAUGAGCCUGCUAGAGUAGGCGUCGUACAGUCUGUCAAAUCAGCGGACCGCAUCGUUCAUCUGCGAUGGUUCCUCGGUGCUUCUGUGAGCUUCCACGGGGAUGAUCUGUUACCAGAUUCCCGCACAGGCACAGCACUCGGCCCAGUCGAGGAGGUCAGUCUGUACGACAUCUUCACCACUCCAGCCCUGAACAGGAGACGCGGCGAUUUUGUUACCAUCAGGCAAAGGACCAUGGAUCUUGACGAUCUCCUGCGGCAGAGGGGCGGUAUAACAUGGUUUGGUGAAGUCGUCGAUCUUGGCUUCGAUGGGCAGCUUGUAGUACGAUUAGGCGCACUCGAAGGCGAGCCGUUAGACGUCAGGAUUCCGCCUGAGUACGCGCAGUUGGCAUACAGCAGCGACAUGGACGAAGUAUUCCACGGUGAUCACUAUAGCGAAUCCUCGGAGCUCUUCGACGACGUCGAUGACGAAGAUAUGGACGAUGAUUCAGAUGGAAGCGAGGAGGUGGAGCCAACGUAUGAGUACGAAUAUCAGGGUUACGGCGGGGAACGGGUUGAUCAAGACACCGAUGACGAGGCUUGGUCUACUGAUGACAGCGAUGCCGAUAUGCCAGAUCUGGAAAGCGGCGUUGAUACAGCCAAUACAACACCACCAACGGGUGAGCGGACCACGCCGGACUCCAUACCGCCGGAGCCGGACGCGCCUCCUUCUAUCAAGACGAAUGCACCAGGAGCCAUUACAAUUGAGAACACCAGUGCGAAAACGAGCAAUCCAAGCUCGCCUGACAACGUGGUACUGGACUUCGCAGGCUUUCCCAACGCGCCCGCAUCCUUCCUUAUUCUCGACACCCCUCCCCCAUCGGACCACCAUUACCUCUCCGAACCGACUCCAUCGUCAUCGGCCAAUAACCAGGCACGCACCCGCCGUAUACGGAAAGAGCACAAAAUUCUCUCCACCUCCCUUCCGCCUGGGAUCUACGUCCGCACCUUCGAGUCCCGCCUCGACCUCCUCCGCAUCCUCAUUCUCGGCCCUCUCGACACACCCUACGCUCUCGCCCCUUUCCUUAUCGACAUGCAUCUGGGUCCCUCCUUCCCCUCCACCCCUCCCUCGGCCUACUUCCACAGCUGGACCCACGGCCAAGGACCCGUGAACCCGAACCUCUACGAAGACGGCAAAAUCUGCUUGUCGUUGCUCGGGACCUGGCAUGCAGACGAGAAAGGCGAAGCGUGGAGCGCCGGCAAGUCCACGGUCCUGCAGGUGCUGGUGUCGUUGCUGGGUCUAGUGCUGGUGCCGGAGCCCUACUUCAAUGAGGCUGGGUAUAGCUCUCGCCAGGGCACGGCGGAGAGCGUGGUCCCGAGCCGCUUGUACACGGAACGCGCGCUGUUUAGGACGAGGGGGUUUAUUGAGCAUGCGCUAAGGAAUCCGCCGCAGGGCUUUGGCGACGAGAUCAGGUGGCUGUAUGUUAAUGCGAAUGGGCCAAGGUUGCUGCAGAAGACGAUGCAGCAUGUGCGGCGCGUCAUUGCUGCGAGUGAGACUGCGGGGGAUGGUGGGGUUGCGGAUGGGCUGAGUAGGGUUAGUAAGGGCGCAAUUGUGAUGCUUAAGAGGCAGCUGGCGAUGCUUGAGGCUCUUUAG